Messenger RNA from Chanos chanos (milkfish), 1645 nucleotides. It is a transcript of the gene akt1, whose product is annotated as v-akt murine thymoma viral oncogene homolog 1. The record is from RefSeq and is a predicted model, not a curated record. Gene Ontology annotation, molecular function: ATP binding; protein serine/threonine kinase activity. The transcript is spliced from 14 exons. Bases 224 to 1645 code for a protein of 473 amino acids. Gene Ontology annotation, biological process: protein phosphorylation. NCBI's taxonomy places the organism in Eukaryota, Metazoa, Chordata, Actinopteri, Gonorynchiformes, Chanidae.
AUGAGGAUACUUUUUUACCGCGAGUAUCGAUGGACGUUGAAGCACAAGAAGUUAGUCGAAGCAUCAUAGGAAUGAACUGGAGUCACAACUGAGUCGCUGGACUCUGUCUAGAUUCCUCUUGGAUGAGCAAUCUUAAGACUUCAACUGGAUCCCAUCCUUUACCCUUGUCUGAGUGAAGGGGCCAUUGGUGGACUCUUUCUCUCAAUCUCCACAGAAGGCCACCAUGAGCGAAGUUGUCAUUGUGAAGGAGGGAUGGCUUCACAAAAGAGGAGAGUACAUUAAAACAUGGAGGCCGAGGUACUUCUUGCUAAAAAGCGAUGGCACGUUUAUCGGGUACAAGGAACGGCCACAGGAUGUUGACCAACUGGAAACACCGCUCAAUAAUUUCUCAGUGGCACAAUGCCAACUGAUGAAGACAGAGAGGCCCAAGCCCAACACCUUCAUCAUCCGCUGUCUGCAAUGGACUACUGUUAUUGAACGGACCUUCCAUGUGGAUACCCCUGAAGAAAGGGAGGAGUGGACGAAGGCCAUCCAGGCCGUAGCGGAUGGACUCCAGAAGCAGGAGGAGGAGAGGAUGGACUCUUCGCCUGACCCCAUGGACAUGGAGAUGUAUCUGUCCAAACCUCGACACAAAGCGACAAUGCAUGACUUUGAAUACCUCAAACUCUUGGGAAAAGGCACUUUUGGGAAAGUCAUUCUGGUGAAAGAGAAAGCUACGGGCAAAUACUACGCCAUGAAGAUCCUGAAAAAGGAAGUGAUCGUAGCAAAAGAUGAGGUGGCACACACCCUUACAGAAAACAGAGUGCUGCAGAGUUCCAAACACCCUUUUUUAACAGGUCUUAAGUACUCCUUCCAGACCCAUGACCGCCUGUGUUUUGUCAUGGAGUAUGCAAAUGGAGGGGAGCUUUUCUUUCAUUUAUCGCGGGAUCGGGUAUUCACGGAGGAGCGGGCGCGAUUCUAUGGGGCAGAAAUUGUUUCGGCUCUUGAUUACCUCCACUCGGAGAAGAACGUCGUCUACAGAGACCUGAAGCUGGAAAACCUAAUGCUGGACAAAGACGGCCACAUUAAGAUCACAGACUUUGGCCUGUGUAAGGAGGGGAUCACUGACGGAGCCACCAUGAAGACCUUCUGUGGUACACCAGAGUAUCUGGCUCCUGAGGUGCUGGAGGACAAUGAUUACGGCCGGGCGGUGGACUGGUGGGGGUUGGGCGUGGUCAUGUACGAGAUGAUGUGCGGCCGACUGCCUUUCUACAACCAGGACCACGAACGUCUGUUUGAGCUCAUCCUGAUGGACGAGAUCCGAUUCCCUCGAACCCUUGGUCCCGAGGCAAGGUCCCUGCUGUCUGGGCUUCUUCAGAAGGACCCAAAGCAGCGGUUAGGUGGAGGUCCUGAUGACGCUAAAGAAAUCAUGCAGCAUCGGUUCUUCGCUGGCAUAGAGUGGCGAGACGUUUAUGAGAAGAAGCUUGUCCCACCAUUCAAGCCCCAGGUGACUUCAGAAACGGACACUCGAUAUUUUGACGUGGAGUUCACAGGGCAGACUAUUACCAUCACACCCCCAGGACAAGAUGACAGCAUGGAGUCCUUUGACAGUGAUAGAAGACCUCACUUCCCUCAGUUCUCCUACUCUGCCAGUGGCACAGCAUAA